Molecule: messenger RNA, 1662 nt
Organism: Annulohypoxylon truncatum
Lineage: Eukaryota; Fungi; Ascomycota; Sordariomycetes; Xylariales; Hypoxylaceae
Product: PALP-domain-containing protein
Exons: 1
Coding region: 215-1567 (450 amino acids)
Cellular component (GO): cytoplasm
Molecular function (GO): cysteine synthase activity
Source: RefSeq, a predicted model, not a curated record
AUUUUGUGACUGACGUAUGUCGCAUAUGAAAUAUUCCCAAUUUAUCACACAAUUGUGUUCUCAAAUCGAGUAACAGGUCACUUGACCAAAGGUACGAAUUGUACAUUCACAAAUUAGACGCAAAGAGGACCUUCCCUUAUCCAAGUUGGAUUGCAAUGGGUUGGAAACACGCAGGAUCGACAUAACAAGUUGGUGAACGGAGGUCCGCAAAAAAAUGUCUUUGAGCGAUCAUCCCCGCGCCUAUGGCACCGCCGCAGUCGCACUGGCUUUCAUAUCCGGGGUCCUCGUGACCCUCGGCCUCAAAGACUUGUACCCAGACUUAGAACAACGAUUUCGGCAACGACCGCGAGCAAGAGCACCGCGGGGCGCAGCGGAUGCCCGCCGGCGAUCCAGCCUCUUCUGGGGUCCGGUCGAACUAGAAGAUCGUGAAGACUCUGACGGCGUCGCCGUGCCCGGGGCCUUUAUCCCGCGGGACGAGGGCGUGAGCGACGGCAUCGAGGGGUGCAUCGGGCGCACACCACUAAUCCGGAUCCACAGCCUAUCCGAAGCCACGGGCCGCACGAUCCUCGCCAAAGCCGAGUUCCUCAACGGCGCCGGCAACAGCCCCAAGGACCGCGUGGCGCUGAACAUGAUACAAGCCGCCGAGGAAGCCGGCAUCCUGGUUCCGAACCGCGGGGACACCAUCUACGAGGGCACGGUCGGCAGCACGGGGAUCUCGAUCGCGGCGCUGGCCCGCGCCAAGGGGUACCGCGCCCACAUCUGCAUGCCGGACGACCAGAGCCUGGAGAAGUCGGAUCUGCUGCACCACCUCGGCGCCACCGUCGAGCGCGUCCCCGUGCAACCCAUCACGUCCCCCGAGCACUUCGUCAACCUCGCGCGGCGCCGCGCGAAAGAGCACACGGAGUCCGGCGCCGACUCCAGCGUCGGCUUCUUCGCGGACCAGUUCGAGUCGCCCUUCAACUUCCAAGCGCACAUGCGCACCACGGGCCCGGAGAUCUACGCCCAGACCUCCGGGAAGCUCGACGCCUUCGUGGCGGGCGCCGGGACCGGGGGUACCAUCUCGGGGGUCGCUAAGUACCUGAAGGAAGUGGCGAAACUUACUAAACUAAAAGUGGUGCUCGCGGACCCGCAGGGCAGCGGGUUGUACAAUAAGAUCCGGCAUGGGGUCAUGUACUCGUCGACCGAGAAAGAAGGGACGAGGCGGCGGCAGCAGGUGGAUUCUAUCGUCGAAGGUGUGGGAAUUAACAGGGUGACGGAGAACUUGGAAGAAGGGCGCGACCUAAUCGACACGGCGGUCCGUGUGACGGACGCGCAGGCAUGCAAGAUGGCGCGGUGGCUAGUCGAGCACGACGGCAUAUUUUGCGGCAGCAGCAGCGCGGUGAACUGCACCGCCGCCGUCGUCGCGGCCCUAGACUUACCUAAGGGGAGCACGGUCGUGACGAUCCUGUGCGACUCCGGAACCCGGCACCUAAGCAAGUUCUGGAAGAAGAUUGCGGAGUCGGGGUUGGAGGAUGAGCCUAAACCGGAUGACUUGCUCACACUGCUGGAUAUCAAGAAGCCGCGAUGAUACCCCUACUUUUUACUUGAGCAUGUAGAUUAAACAAUACGAAAAAAAACAUUACGAAGCUACGAGACCACGAUGUGAUAUCAGACGGCAUGGAA